Molecule: messenger RNA, 814 nt
Organism: Moneuplotes crassus
Lineage: Eukaryota; Ciliophora; Spirotrichea; Euplotida; Euplotidae
Source: the annotation of a GenBank genome assembly
AUGGAAAGUGAAGAUCAAAUUACUCAGGAAAAGCUUGACCAGAGGAUCAGUCUAGAGAAGUGCAUCCUGGUCAAAAGUAUCAAGGAACAAUGGCUGAGAUUCUGCCGUAUUCACUACAAUACAUUUUCAAGAAGAAUUAAAAUUAGCCAACCCGGUCUAGAAUCUGGUGAACACUGAGCAGACUUUAAGCUUAAAAUGUAUUUUAAAUUUCCUGGCUAUAUGAAAUUUACGAAAAAAAUUAAAUUUCUAAAGUUCGUCAAUGUAAAAGAGGUCUGAUUAUAUAUUGGAAAGAAGAGAAAUUAAGGAUAUUAUGAAUUUCAUAGACUUUUCCUUCCCUAAUAAGACUAAUGAGUUAUAUAUUUCUCUUUCCCUUGAAAUGCAACUGAAUAGAACUACUUACCUCAACUCAUUCAUCAGAAUCAGCUCCAAAGUAACAAGAAGAGUAGCCUUUGAUUCUUUCUGCCUUAGCCUUCGCCAACUGAAGAAAUUAGUGGCAGCUUACAGACAUGUGGAAAAAUUGGGCAUUUACGAAUGAAAGUUGUCCAUUUCAACAGUUCAUGAUUUCUCAACGUCUCUUAAGAAUUGCAAAAUUCAGACAAUAAGUUUAGGCAAAACAGGAGCCAAAUCUUGCAGCAAUUGGAAAGACCACCCUGACGAGUUCAAGAACUUGAUACAAUGCUUUGCAACUUCUCCAGACUUAAAGAAGAGCCUCAGGAAAAUAGACCUUUGGAAAUGUGAAAUAAAGCAAAGUGAAGCUCAAGAAAUCUUGACAGAGAUUCAACUCGAAGAAGUAGAAAUAAUAGAUGGAGCUUAA